AUGGCAAGAUUCUCAAUUUUAAGUCUAUUAUUUGUGGUAUUUUCUUUAGUGUUAGCAGUCUAUUUUUUGAUACAGAUUUCUCCGGAUCCUCAAAUCUCUUCAAAUCUGAAACGAAAAAUUCUAGAAAACUGGUCAAUAUGCGCCAGAAAACAGUUGGAUAAAACACACACAGCCGACGAGGUACGCAAACACCGAAUUUUACGACGAAUUUUUUGGCAUCAAUUCUCGUCGCUUACAACCUAUUGCGAUGUAGCUGAAAAUAUUGAUUUAUUGGGAUUGAUUUCUUUGAAAAAUAGCGAUGAAGUCAAAUACGCUCUAAUGCCAAAAAACCUCCCCACCAAAAAUUCAACAUUUAAUUUUGUCACUCUGGGUAUUGGAAAGGAUAUUACAGCAGAGAAAUCGUUUAAAGAAGAGGCCGAAUUCCUCGGCUAUCAAGGGAAAUUCUAUGGUGCGGACCCGAUAAUCGAAGAUAAUUCUCAGUUAUUUUCUCAAAUCGGAGAAUAUUUCCCGUUUGCAAUUGGCGGGAAAACUGAAAUUUCAAAUGCAAGUGUGCUAAAAAAUGGUACGUAUCGAGAGGAGACAAUUAGCCACGUGGAAUUGCUGAAAUUCCUGAAAGACGAUCUGAAAAUCGCUGAAAUCGACCAUCUAUGGUUGGAUGCCGAGGGGGCGGAGUUUGGACUUUUUGAUUAUUUCUAUAAUGAUGGACCGUUGGAAAGGAAUGUUUUUCAAAAUUUUUCGAAUUUUCGGUUAGCCAAUUUGUCAAUACUUUUGGUUCUAAUUUUUCAAAAAACUUUCAAUUUUCAGAUUUUUGAAAAAUGGCCCAUUUCCGAAUUUCCAAAAUAUUUCAGUUUUUCAGCCUUUAAAUUUCCAGAAACCAUUUUUCAAAAUUUCUUGAUCUCCAAAAACAAAAAAUUUCCAUUUUCUGAAAGUCAAAAAUUUUCCCUCCAAUCUCGUUUCAAUCUUUUCCAAAAACGGCAGAAAUCCAGUUCUUCCGGCCUUUACGUCCCUUUCUUCUUAUGCAACUUCUCUCAUUCUUCGAUAAAUACUGUUCUCUAUAAUCUUUUCAUAUUUUCAGAACUACAAAAAGAAUGCGCCUAUCCAAAUAUCCACAUGUGGUUCAGAAAGAGAUACUUGACAACAUGGAAUAUCCCGAUCUAUUUCUGCUUUCCUUUGUCUCCUAAAAACAUGAUCAAACUAAUUAAAUUGUCCCAAAUCAAACGAUUCAAAAGUAUCAAUUAUAUUAGAUAUUAUUGUUGUCUCAACAACCAACUGAUUGUUGAUAUCUCAUCCAAACACUAUGGACACGAAAAUUUAGUGAAAAUCGUCGAGCGCGAGGAGAUUAAUAAUGAUUACUUUCCGUUGAACGUAUCUGGAAAAAUGAUUGAUUUUCAAUUAUCCGAAAAAUUCGAAUUCCCUGUAGCAGCUUAUCAUCUGUACGAAAAAGAAUCUGUCAUCCAAUCCAUGCAUAAUUAUUUUGUUCAUUUAUUUGGAGAUGCGAUGGAGUACUGUUGGAAAACAGACGACCGCAAGACUCCUAUUCCAAAACUACAGAACUUAUCAGCAUGUAUUAGAGUGUAUAUUAGCCCAAACUAUGGUGACAUGAAAACCAUAGAAAACUUUCUCUCCUCAAUCCCUGUCCUGAAAUCUGUUGAUAUUUUCGCUCAGCUGACAACAGAAUCAUUCAGUUCGGAAUCGGCAAUCUAUCAGAAGCUGGAAUACUUGGAAAUCGAAUUAUAUUUGGUUGAUUUUCCCAAGAAUCAAAUUCUGAAUGGAAUUGAAGCUGAAUAUAUUGCUCCAACAAUGAAACCACCCACACACACUUUGCCGAAACUGUACAUUGGAAACGAUAACAAAACAAAUACUGAUCCAAUCAUCAGCCAUACAUAUGUUGUCAGAGAAUCAGUUAGUCAUGUGGCGUCUGUUCUGAUUCGGGAGAAGAAACUCUUCUUUGGAGUAUGGAAUAUGACAGAGAAAGAGUUUUUGAAUAUGGUGGAAUAG
Molecule: messenger RNA, 1998 nt
Organism: Caenorhabditis briggsae
Lineage: Eukaryota; Metazoa; Nematoda; Chromadorea; Rhabditida; Rhabditidae
Exons: 9
Coding region: 1-1998 (665 amino acids)
Source: RefSeq, a predicted model, not a curated record